Messenger RNA from Rhodofomes roseus, 1350 nucleotides. RefSeq lists its product as uncharacterized. The transcript is spliced from 3 exons. Lineage: Eukaryota; Fungi; Basidiomycota; Agaricomycetes; Polyporales; Fomitopsidaceae. Bases 1 to 1350 code for a protein of 449 amino acids. The record is from RefSeq and is a predicted model, not a curated record.
AUGGUUCUCCUCGGCGUCAUUGUUGGGGGCCUUCGGGCCCUCAGCCAUCUCGCCCAUGCCUACUGCCCGUCUGACUUCGGUCAGAGUGCGGUUGGCAGUCUCGGCGCUGGUGGUCUCUGCCCUAGGAUCAUCGGCGCCGUCGACAAGGUCGUCUUCAAGGUUGAGGACUCGCUCAGCGGGUUCGACAACACGACCUCUGGCCUUCUCGGCUACUCCUUCAUCGGACACGAACUGGUCUCCGACAUGAUGGCUUUCGUUAUCGGCGGCAACAUCGCUCCUAUGUCUGCCACCGAGGCUUCCGACAACCUCGCCUUCGUCAACGACACCUCUUCUGUCCACGGUUACACGGUAUACGGCUUCACCAACCUCGUCCUGCACCUCGUCAACAGCGACCCUGACAACAACGGCACUUUCGAGCAGCUCGCAACGACGACGGACAUCAUCGUCGCACCCAAGUACGAGCUGAUCCCUUGGGAAGCCCCAAUGUGCACGGUCUGCCCUGGCCAGUUUAUGAUGAAGAACCUGUUCAACGUUCCAGCUCCCGAGCUCGUCGUGUAUGUUCCUCCGAACACGUGCCUGCUCAGGGACCUGCACUCUUUGCCAGCUUCCCUUGACGUAGCGCCUCGCGUCCUCGAGGCUCCGCGUCACACGGCACGUCUUGGUGCUCUGCUACUGCGCCUUUUUCGGCUCUCGGGUGCACUCGGGACUCGCAAGGUCAGCCUCACCGUCGGUGCCACCGCGCACCUCCCCGGCUACGGUCUCUAUCUGCUCGUCGUGGGCGCAAUGCUCUGGAGCAUGCUCCCGACAUCCUGGUAUAACUCUGGCAUUGGUUGUGGCGUUCCUCUGGCUGUGCUAGGGGUCGCCCAAAUUGGUCUCGACUUCUUCCUCCCCAUCGCUCCAACAGCUCUCAACGAGCCCACAACACCCACACAAGUAUCAGCAUCGACAAAGUCAACACCCGACUCGCACUCGGACUCCGAAGACCUCUCAGCGCUCUCGGAUGAGGAGCUCGAGCGUGAGAUCGCCGAGCUCAUGCGCGCGAUGGCGGAGCACGACGCGAACAUUGAGGAUCUUCUCCAGUCUGGCAUCGCGCGGCUCGACCUGCAGGAUGCCGUCCUCAGUCAAGUGGAGGACGGACUCGCCAACGCAGAGGGCAUCGCGGACGACCUCCUGGCGCUCACACUCCCCAGGGAGGACGAGGAGGUUGAGGAGAACGGGGACGGGGAGGACGGGGAGGACGGGGAGGACGGGGAGGACGGGGAGGACGGGGAGGACGGGGAGGACGGGGAGGACGGGGAGGACGGGGAGGACGGGGAGGACGGGGAGGAUGGAGAGGGUGAGGAGAGGUAG